Molecule: messenger RNA, 2940 nt
Organism: Anoplopoma fimbria (sablefish)
Lineage: Eukaryota; Metazoa; Chordata; Actinopteri; Perciformes; Anoplopomatidae
Gene: prkaa1
Product: protein kinase, AMP-activated, alpha 1 catalytic subunit
Exons: 9
Coding region: 143-1864 (573 amino acids)
Biological process (GO): protein phosphorylation; intracellular signal transduction
Cellular component (GO): cytoplasm
Molecular function (GO): protein serine/threonine kinase activity; ATP binding
Source: RefSeq, a predicted model, not a curated record
GGCAUCAUGCUACGUCACCGGCCUUGGCCCCGCCCACCCCCGUCGCUUGAGUAGAGACGCACUCGGCGGAGUUCGGUCCAUCUCUGCUCGCAGCUAGCUAAGCUAACAGCUAAACCCCCGCAGCAAAGGCCACUGCGGGAAGAUGGCGACGGAAAAACAGAAACAUGAAGGCAGAGUUAAAAUCGGACAUUACAUUCUCGGAGACACACUCGGCGUGGGGACGUUUGGAAAGGUGAAAGUGGGCCAACAUGAGCUGACCAAGCACCAAGUGGCCGUGAAGAUCUUGAACAGGCAGAAGAUCCGCAGUUUGGACGUGGUGGGAAAGAUCCGCAGGGAGAUCCAGAACCUCAAGCUUUUUAGGCAUCCUCACAUAAUUAAACUGUAUCAGGUUAUUAGCACCCCUACAGAUAUCUUCAUGGUGAUGGAGUAUGUCUCAGGAGGCGAGCUAUUUGACUAUAUCUGCAAAAAUGGAAAGUUGGAUGAAAAGGAGAGUCGUCGGCUGUUCCAGCAGAUUAUUUCAGCAGUAGACUACUGCCACAGACACAUGGUGGUGCACCGAGACCUCAAGCCUGAAAAUGUGCUGCUUGAUGCACACAUGAAUGCCAAGAUUGCAGACUUCGGAUUAUCAAACAUGAUGUCAGAUGGAGAGUUCCUGCGAACAAGCUGUGGUUCUCCAAACUAUGCUGCUCCUGAGGUCAUCUCAGGAAGGCUAUAUGCUGGUCCGGAGGUGGAUAUCUGGAGCAGCGGGGUCAUCCUCUACGCCUUGUUGUGUGGGACGCUUCCCUUUGAUGACGACCACGUGCCAACACUCUUUAAGAAGAUCUGCGACGGAAUCUUUUUCACCCCGCAGUAUCUGAACCCCUCUGUAAUAAGCCUCCUUAAACACAUGCUGCAGGUGGACCCCAUGAAAAGAGCAACAAUCAAAGAGAUCCGAGAGGAUGAGUGGUUCAAAGAGGGCCUACCAAAGUACUUGUUCCCUGAGGACCCCUCCUACAGCAACAACAUGAUUGACGACGAGGCCCUGAAGGAGGUUUGUGAGAAGUUUGAGUGCACCGAGGAGGAGGUCCUGACCUGCAUAUACAGUCGCAACCAUCAGGACCCCCUGGCCGUCGCCUACCACCUCAUCAUUGACAAUCGUCGCAUCAUGAAUGAAGCCAAGGACUUUUACCUGGCGUCCAGCCCCCCCGACUCUUUUCUAGACGACCAGCUCCUGACCUCGACCGGUGCGGCUGUGUCCGGCAUCAUCAAGGUCCACCCUGAGCGUGUACCCUUCCUCUUGGCGGAGACUCCACCCAGGCCUCGCCACACACUGGACGAAUUGAACCCCCAGAAGUCCAAGCACCAGGGUGUGAGAAGGGCCAAGUGGCACCUGGGUAUCCGGAGUCAGAGUAGACCCAAUGAUAUCAUGUCGGAAGUGUGCCGUGCCAUGAAACAGCUGGAUUAUGAGUGGAAGGUCGUGAAUCCUUAUUAUCUACGUGUGAGAAGGAAGAAUCCCGUUACUGGGAUGCAAACCAAGAUGAGCCUUCAACUCUACCAGGUGGACAGUAGAACUUACCUCCUCGACUUCCGUAGCAUAGACGAUGACAUGCUGGAGGCAAAAUCUGGAACUGCUACCCCUCUCCGAUCUGGGUCUGUGGGCAACUACCGCACCACACUUAAGAACGAUGUAGACGGGGCAGACGCUCCGGCUACGUCUAGCACUGUACAACCCCCCAAGGCCGCAGAGGGCUCCUUAGCGUCAUCGUUGACCUCAUCCAUCGAAUCAACCGGAGGGACGGACACCCCGACUGUCCCUCGACCAGGAAGCCACACCAUCGAGUUCUUUGAGAUGUGUGCGAAUCUUAUUAAAUUACUUGCACGAUAGCUUGCAAAACAAUCGCUAGCCUUUUAUUCCUCUCCGAGUGUCUUUAUAGCAAUAAGCAUGCAACCGAUUCAUGGCUCAAUUCAUCCCGGUGGAGGAUGAAGUGAUUGUUCCGUGGCACUGACGCAGGUUAGUGUUCCCUAAGCGGACAGGGACUGUGAGGGGUUAUUUGGAAAGAUGAAAGAUGGGCUACUUAAUAGCUAGGACAGAACGACAUAUAGGAGGGGGUUUUUACAAUUCCCUGAUCAAUUUAAUGGUAAAAUGUCCACAUCUCACCUAUACAUAUAAGCGCAAGUGAUUACACUGAAUUUUCUGUACUGUAGCCAGUGAGCACUGCUUUCCAGUACAGAGAACGAGAUCAAGUUUUUGCCUGCAGAGGAGGAAGCCACAUGUUGAGGGUUGGGUGUUUGGGUGGCUGUCGUAUAGGGUGCAGGAAGCACUUUUGCACAAGUUUCUUUUAUUUCCUGCUGCUCUUGUUUCUUUAGUUUCUUUCUCUGUGGGGAAACAGAGAAGUGGUGCAGAUGAAUUGGGGCUCUGCACUGCUUAUAACAAGAGUUGUCAUGCCCAUCACAUUCAUUGAACUCUGAAGAAGUGCAAUGACCCCUUUAUUUCUGUCUUGUGUCAGGGACAAAAGAAUUCUUCAUCAGAUUUAUGUUUAGUUUUCUUUUUUUUUUUUUGUGUGAAUCUGAGUUGUCGGAGACUAAAUUUUCAUGAUUUGUGUCAUAGUUGUAAAAAAAAAUGUUUGAAUUUGUCUGUCCCCAACAUUUUUAUAUAUAAAGACAUGAAUAUAUUUAUCAGUGGAUGGAGUGUUGGUUCUAUUGGAAAUGGAAUUUUGGGUUGUUGUUUUUUUUGCAUCAAGAUCUAUUGCUGGAUGGUAUAUAUUUUCCUUUUUUACUGACUGGUUUUUAAAUCAAUAUCACAGCUUUGUUUCCUUCAAUCAUAAUUAUUCUGAUACUUGAUUGUCUUUCCAGAUAAAUAUAGCCUGCUUUUACCAUUUAAGAGGUAUUUUGCCAUGACAGUCAGAAUCUAGAAAUAUAUCAUUUUCAGUGUCACAUAUUAAAAUGACAAGGUGGUUUUGA